Molecule: messenger RNA, 874 nt
Organism: Miniopterus natalensis
Lineage: Eukaryota; Metazoa; Chordata; Mammalia; Chiroptera; Miniopteridae
Gene: LRRC18
Product: leucine rich repeat containing 18
Cellular component (GO): cytoplasm
Molecular function (GO): protein binding
Source: RefSeq, a predicted model, not a curated record
AUGGCUAAGAGCUGGAAAGCCCCCAAGAGCAAGAAGAUCACCCUCAACGUGGCCAAGAACUGCAUCAAAAUCACAUUUGAUGGGAGAAAACGCCUCGACUUGAGCAAGAUGGGGAUCACCAACUUCCCGAAAUGUAUUCUGAGACUCAGUGACAUAGACGAGCUCGACCUCAGUCGCAAUAUGAUCAGGAAGAUCCCUGAUUCAAUCUCCAAGUUUCAGAACCUGCGGUGGCUGGACCUGCACAGCAACUACAUCGACAAGCUCCCCGAGUCCAUCGGCCAGAUGACCAGCCUGCUCUUCCUCAACAUCAGCAACAACAGGCUCACCACCAAUGGGCUGCCUGUGGAACUCAACCAACUCAAGAAUAUCCGCACCGUGAAUUUGGGCCUGAACCACCUGGACAGCGUGCCCACGACACUGGGCGCCCUGAAGGAGCUCCACGAGGUCGGGCUCCAUGACAACCUGCUCAGCAACAUCCCCACUAGCAUCGCCAAGCUCCCCAAGCUGAAAAAGCUCAACACAAAGCGAAACCCCUUCCCCCAGAAAGAGGAGGCUGAAAUGUUCAUAGACUCCAUCAAGAGGCUGGACAACUUAUACCUGGUGGAGGCGAAGGAUCUGUGUGGGGCUUGCCUAAAGAAAUGCCAACAGGCCCGCGACAAGCUGAACAAAAUCAAGAGCAUGGCCGUGACAACACCGAAAAAGGCCAUCUUCAGCAGUCUGACCUCGCCCAACUCCAUGGCCAAGGAGUCCCAGGAAGAGUGGAGGACAGCCCCAGCAUCUUCCCAGAGUAGCUUAAGGGGAAAACCUGAAGACUGAUCAGCGAACAAGAAUACUCAGCUCUGAAGAAGAACAGCCUCAGUUAGGAGAAGAAAGU